AUGUGUGGACAUUUGUUUUGUAAAUCUUGUAUCGAUAUUGUUCUUGGAUCUCCAGAUCCAAAAUGCCCAGAAGAUGAAGAAAAAUUAAUAAAAACUGACGUUUUCCCGGACAAUUUUGCAAAGCGUGAGUUGAAAAGUAUUCGUUUGUUUUGUCCCUCUGAACAGUGCAAAUGGUUUGGUGCCUACGAUGAAUUGGAAGGUCAUUCUCAAGUUUGUGAGCAUGCGCUCAUCAGCUGUAUACACAAACAAUGUAACGUUCAGUUACCUCGCUCUCUUCUUGGUCAACAUUUGAAGAAUGAUUGUAAAUAUCGAAAUGUGAAAUGUGAAUAUUGUGGUAAAGAUGUCCCGUAUGGUUCACUUAAGACUUUAAAACGAAAGGACAUUCGUCAACAUAUGAAUGGCAAUGUAACUGAUCAUGUUGGCGCCUUGCUACGAUAUGUUAUGGCAUUUGUUACACAGUUAAGUAACUACGUACCACGUCCAGAGUUUACUACUGCUGUUCAAAACAUGGCUGAUCAAGUUACUGCUGUUCGUGCAAAUCUCUCAGAAAAAUUUGUGAUGUUAGUGGGUAAACUUACAGGUCUUGAAAGGAGGAUUGAGAGCAUCGAGAGUCGUGGUGGUAACGAUAGUAACCCUCAGGUGUCCUCAGAGAUUUCCUUGUUGCGUGAUAGGAUCUCGACUCUCGAGCGGGAAUCACGAGAUAAUUCCUCAACUAUACUACGAUUUUGUGAGAGCUUAGAUCAAAUUGACGAAUCACUCGCGAGAAACACGGUGAAGAUUACGUACCUUGAAGCGCAAUGUGGCUCGCGCGCACUAGGAUCAAUUCAGCUUAUACACAGCUACAAUGGCACAUUACUUUGGAUAAUAGAUAACUUCAAGAAAAAGAGACAGGACGCCAUUAAUGGUAUCAAAACAUUUUACAGUGCACCAUUCUACAGUUCUCAAUAUGGUUACAAGAUGUGUGCUAAGAUCUAUAUGAAUGGUGAUGGUUUUGGAAAAGGAACUCAUUUAUCUUUGUUCUUUGUUGUCAUGAAAGGUGAUUACGAUGCGCUACAAACAUGGCCAUUUAGAAAAAAGAUCACAAUGAUGUUAAUGGAUCAAGGAAAUGGUGAUCACAUGAUUGAUGCUUUUCAUUCGGAUCCCCAAAGUUCUUCAUUUCAGCGACCAAAAUCUGAUAUGAAUAUUGCUUCCGGAUCACCUCUCUUUAUGCCAUUGGAAAUGUUAAAUAAUCGACAAUACAUUAAAGAUGAUACAUUAUUCAUUAAGCUCAUUAUUGACUGAAAUGGUUACGAUAGCUCAAAGAGUUUAGGUUUUUGAUCAUAUUUAAUCUUAAUUCUUAGCUAGACCUCAAUUUACAUUCAAUUAAUUUUUUAAAAUUUAAAAUCCAACUUUUAACUUUUAGGUAGAAUGA
Molecule: messenger RNA, 1411 nt
Organism: Xenia sp. Carnegie-2017
Lineage: Eukaryota; Metazoa; Cnidaria; Anthozoa; Malacalcyonacea; Xeniidae
Product: TNF receptor-associated factor 3-like
Biological process (GO): tumor necrosis factor-mediated signaling pathway; protein K63-linked ubiquitination; regulation of canonical NF-kappaB signal transduction
Cellular component (GO): plasma membrane signaling receptor complex; cytoplasmic side of plasma membrane
Molecular function (GO): tumor necrosis factor receptor binding; zinc ion binding; ubiquitin protein ligase binding
Source: RefSeq, a predicted model, not a curated record